This is a messenger RNA of Opisthorchis viverrini, 276 nucleotides long. RefSeq lists its product as hypothetical. The record is from RefSeq and is a predicted model, not a curated record. The coding region runs from base 1 to 276 and encodes 91 amino acids. Lineage: Eukaryota; Metazoa; Platyhelminthes; Trematoda; Opisthorchiida; Opisthorchiidae. The transcript has 2 exons.
AUGAUCUACUUGAACCCAAAUUGCACUGUUUUCGAGAAAUACACUCAUUUUCAAAUCAAUUUGGUUUUCAUGGGAGACUCAAUUGAAUCUCUCGUUUAUGAUGUCUACUCAAUCGUCUCCAAGCCAAACAGCAUAAUUGAGUGUACAAAGCAACUGAGAAUGUUUUUGAUGGCUUACGCAGCAGGCUUGGGUUUAAAAUUGGGCGUCAUGAACCGAAAUUGCUACAUCUUGGACAUGAAAAGCGACAAUAACCGUGUUGAGGUCUCGGAUACGUAA